AUGUCAUUCCCACUUCAUGAUCGCAUUCUUCUGGGCGCGCCUGCAGUUGCAAAGCUCAACGACGUCACGGCCCAGAUCAAGGGCCUGAAUAUCGUCACCUUGGCAAUCGCCGGAUCGGUGAUCCUCAUCUUCAUUCUCGAUCGUCUCCUGGUGCCGUCUCAUGAUGUCCGUGAGCCUCCCUUGGCCAGCACCAGUAUCCCGCUCAUCGGGCACAUUAUCGGGUUCGCUCGAAACAGCUUCGUCUACUACAGCAUGCUUACUGAGAAGAUUCGUAAACCCAUCUUCACCAUCCUAAUGCCCGGCCGUCGCAUUUAUGUCAUCACCAAGCCGGACCUUGUGGUGCAGGUGGACAAAAAGCACAAGUACUUCUCUUUCGGACCUGUCGUGCGUGACUUCAGCAGAGACACCUUCGGCCUCGGUAAAGAGGCCACCGAGAUCCUCGCCCAGAACAUGUUUGGCGAGCAUGGCAACUGGGGUCUCUGCGAGGAGAUGGUAUCUGGAAUGCGCGAGGCCCUGAAGCCGGGUGACGACCUGGACAAGAUGAACCGCAUCAUGGCGGAAGAAGUCAGCCGCUCGCUAGACGAGACCAAACCAGAUCCUGGGUCUGAAUUCCGAGUGAUCAAGCUGGGUGAGUGGGUUGCCCACGUGGUGACCCUCGCCACCACCAAAUCCGUCUAUGGCACCCACAACCCUUUCGUAAGAAAAGAUGUGAGGGAUGCUUUUUGGAUCUUCGAGGACCACGUCAUAUCACUGCUCGUUCACCCAUUUCCCCAGUACGCCUGCAAAAAAGCAAUCAAGGCCCGCAAAUUUGUCACGGAUGCACUGGCCGACUACUACAUCAACGGCCAUCAAAAAGAAGGCUCGGCGCUGGCGCGUGCGCGAUUCGACUACUCUGUUAGGAACAACGUCCCUGUGGAAGACAUUGCCCGCUUCGAGCUUGGCGGAACCAUUGCAAUCCUUGUCAACACCCUUCCGUCCUGCUACUGGAUGCUCCUGCUAGUUCAUCUCUAUCCGGAACUCCUCCGAGAGCUCCAGAAAGAAGUGGAUGCUGCCUUGCUGAUCGACGAGGAGAGGGGCCAGAUCACCAUCGACAUCACCUCUGUCAAAAACAACUGCCCUCUGCUUCUCUCGACCUUUAAGGAGAGCCUUCGCUACCGUGGCAUGGGCACUGCCCUGCGCAUCGUCACCAAGGACAUCGAGCUCGGCGGCUACUUGUUAAAGAAGGACUCUAUGGUGCAAAUCCCCCUGCAGGUUAUUCACUCGGACAAGGGCAACUGGGGCGACGAUCCGUUGUCUUUUGACCCCUACCGCUUCGUCAAGGUCCCCGGCAAGAAGCUUCCCGACGACAGCGGCUACCGAAGCUUUGGGGGCGGGAAGCACCUGUGCCCCGGAAGGUUCUUCGCCACCAAUGAGAUCCUCGCCGUCGUCAGUCUCUUCAUCUCCCGCUAUGUGAUGCGACCCAAGGACGGCGGCGACUGGAUCCUUCCCACGACCAAAAACAGCAAUGCCGCCAGACAGAUCUUGCAGCCCGACUUUGACAUGGAAGUGGAGGUGAGAAACAGGCCCGGUUUCGAAAAGUACACUUGGAAGGUAGAGCUUCACAAGUCCGACAAGGUCAUCAGUGUGAUCAACGGGGAUACAAAGAGCGGGUAG
This is a messenger RNA of Pyricularia grisea, 1653 nucleotides long. RefSeq lists its product as uncharacterized. Gene Ontology annotation, molecular function: oxidoreductase activity, acting on paired donors, with incorporation or reduction of molecular oxygen; iron ion binding; heme binding. The record is from RefSeq and is a predicted model, not a curated record. NCBI's taxonomy places the organism in Eukaryota, Fungi, Ascomycota, Sordariomycetes, Magnaporthales, Pyriculariaceae. The coding region runs from base 1 to 1653 and encodes 550 amino acids. The transcript has a single exon.